This is a messenger RNA of Pogona vitticeps (central bearded dragon), 3610 nucleotides long. Lineage: Eukaryota; Metazoa; Chordata; Lepidosauria; Squamata; Agamidae. The record is from RefSeq and is a predicted model, not a curated record.
GAGAGGUGAAGAGUGCGGCAGCGUGGCUGCGUUGGACUACAACUCCCAGAAUCCCCUGAGCGGCAUGGCCACCGGGGAUGCUGGGAGUCGGAAUCCCCACAGGGCCUUUCCGGAGCGCCGCUCCUGCUUCCGCCGCGGGGCAGGCCGAGCGGAGUGGGGCUGAACUACGAGGCCCAGUAUCCCCCGCGGCGGGGAAGGCGGGCUCCCGGAAGCGCCCCGGUCACCUGACCGCCCCCCCACAUACACACACACCGCGAGAGGGAGGGCCCGCCUGCCCGCCUGUCAAGAUGGCUGCCUACCUGCAGUGGCGGCGCUUCGCCUUCUUCGACUCGGAGACGCUGCUGGAGCCGGAAGGCCAGGCCGUCCUCCUGCCGCCGGGCAUCGCCGUCUGCGACUCCGGAAGGGGCAGCCUCGUCUUCGGACAUAUGGAAGGCCAGAUCUGGUUCCUGCCCCGCUCCCUGGAGCUCAGCAGCUUCCAGGCUUAUAAGCUGAGAGUGACACACCUUUACCAGCUGAAACAGCACAAUAUUUUGGCUUCUGUGGGUGAGGAUGAGGAAGGAAUUAACCCUUUGGUCAAAGUUUGGAAUCUAGAAAAGCGUGAUGGUGGGAAUCCUCUGUGUACAAGGAUUUUCCCUGCAAUCCCUGGCAACAAGCCCACCGUCGUGUCUUGCCUCACCGUCCACGAAAAUCUCAAUUUCAUGGCUAUUGGCUUUGCGGAUGGGAGCAUCGUACUGACAAAAGGAGAUAUCACGAGGGAUCGGCACAGCAAAACCCAGAUUCUCCACGAAGGGAGUUACCCGGUGACAGGCCUUGCCUUCCGCCAGUCUGGCAAAACCACCCACCUGUUUGUUGCCACGACUGAGAACAUCCAGUGUUACACACUGUCCGUGAAGGAUUAUCCCCAUCUGGAGCUGGACAGUCGGGGCUGUGGACUGCGCUGCUCCACGCUCAGCGACCCCUCCCAGGACCUCCAGUUCAUUGUGGCAGGAGAUGAGUGCGUGUACCUCUACCAGCCGGAUGAGCGCGGGCCCUGCUUCGCCUUCGAGGGCCAGAAGCUGAUCGCCCACUGGUAUCGGGGCUAUCUCAUCAUCGUGUCGAAGGACAGGAAGACCUCUCCAAAAUCUGAAUUUGCUGGGGGUGAUCCACAAAAUUCUGACAAGCAAAUCCUGAACAUUUAUGACCUGGGCAACAAGUUCAUUGCCUACAGCUCUGUCUUUGACGAUGUGGUGGAUGUCCUGGCGGAGUGGGGAUGCCUGUACGUGCUGACAAGAGAUCGAAAGCUGCAUGCGCUGCAGGAGAAGGACACACAGACCAAACUGGAGAUGCUGUUUAAGAAGAACCUCUUUGAGAUGGCCAUCAAUUUGGCCAGGAGCCACCACUUGGACAACGACGGCUUGUCCGAGAUCUUCCGCCAGUACGGAGACCAUCUGUACAACAAGGGCAAUCACGACGGGGCCAUUCAGCAGUACAUCCGUACCAUUGGGAAGCUGGAGCCGUCUUAUGUCAUCCGCAAGUUCCUGGAUGCUCAGCGGAUACACAACCUGACGGCCUAUUUGCAGAUGCUGCACCUGCAGUCCCUGGCCAACGCGGACCACACGACUCUGCUGCUUAACUGCUACACCAAGCUGAAGGACAUCUCCAAACUGGAAGAGUUCAUCAAGACCAGCGAGAGCGAGGUCCACUUUGAUGUGGAGACAGCCAUCAAGGUGCUGCGCCAGGCAGGCUGUUACUCCCAUGCCGUCUAUCUGGCCGAGAAGCAUGCGCAUCACGAGUGGUACCUCAAGAUCCAGCUGGAGGAUAUCAAGAGCUACCAGGAGGCCCUGCGCUACAUUGGGAAGCUGCCCUUUGAGCAGGCCGAGAGCAACAUGAAGCGCUACGGGAAGAUCCUGAUGCAUCACGUGCCCAAGGAGACCACAGAGCUGCUGAAAGUCCUGUGCACGGACUAUCGGCCGGCGGGGGACCGCGAGGGCCCUUCUGGGCUGGAAGGGAGGAAGGCCAAUCCGGAGGAGUUCAUCCCCAUCUUUGCCAACAACUCCCGGGAGCUGAAGGCCUUCCUGGAACACAUGUCGGAGGUGCAGCCAAACUCUCCCCAGGGCGUGUACGACACUCUGCUGGAGCUCCGCCUCCAGAACUGGGCCCACGAGAAGGACCCGCAGGUCAAGGAGAAGCAGCACAACGAAGCCCUCUCCUUGCUGAAGAGCGGGAGGUUCCAGAGCGUCUUCGAUAAGGCUUUGGUCCUGUGCCAGAUGCACAACUUCAAGGACGGCAUCCUGUAUCUCUACGAACAGGGCAAACUUUUCCAGCAGAUCAUGCACUACCACAUGCAGAACGAGCAGUACCGGAAGGUGGUGGAGGUCUGCGAGCUGUACGGCGACCAGGAGGCCUGCCUCUGGGAACAGGCCCUGGGCUACUUUGCCCACAAGGAGGAAGACUGCAAGGAGUACAUCACUGCGGUGCUCAAGCACAUCGAGACCAAGAACCUCAUGCCUCCGCUGCUGGUGGUGCAAACGCUGGCUCACAACUCCACGGCCACACUGUCGGUCAUCAAGGACUACCUGGUCAGCAAGCUGCAGAGGCAGAGCCACCAGAUUGAGCAAGACGAGCAGAGGAUUCAGAAGUACCGGGAGGAGACCAAGCGGAUUCGCAAGGAAAUCGAGGAGCUCAAGGCCAGUCCCAAGAUCUUCCAGAAGACCAAGUGCAGCAUCUGCACCAGCGCCUUGGAGCUGCCCUCCGUCCACUUCCUCUGCGGCCACUCUUUCCACCAGCACUGCUUUGAGAGCUACUCCGAGAGCGGGUCGGAGUGCCCCACGUGCCUGCCAGAGAACCGCAAAGUCAUGGACAUGAUCCGUGCCCAAGAACAGAAGCGGGACUUGCAUGACCAGUUCCAGCAUCAGCUCAAGUGCUCCAACGACAGCUUCUCUGUGGUGGCGGAUUAUUUUGGCCGGGGUGUUUUCAACAAGCUCACCCUCAUCACCGACCUUCCCCCUGGCAAAUCCGCGGCCGCCCUUGAUGCUGGUCUGCAGCGUGACCUGCUCAUGCACUCCAAGCGGAGCACUUAGAUGUAGGCGGAGGCUUUGCCCAGAGCUCCCUCCGCUCGCCUGACCGGAGCAGAUUCAGGGGCUGGGAACUCGCAGGAGUUGGAACCUGGCCAGAGUGGGCCUCUUCAGAAGUCCAGAGCGGCCGAGUUUGUCUGAAGAACCGGUGCCCCUGCCCCUCCCCUUGCUUCUUUCCAGCUCUGCUCCCUCGCAGUGCCCGGCCAGGGGCUGUGGGGCUUCUCUGCAGCCACAAGUCAGCAUCGGGCAAAGGUGUCGGUUUUGGGUGAACGUUGUCCUUUGGAGAAGAGGGCCACCCGAGGGAGUCGCGCCCCUUCUGGGACCACAGACGGACUGGUUUCACCUCUUUUCCCAGGCUUUUCUCUGAGCGCUUGCAGCAGCUCCCGGUGGCGUCUGGCGCCUGAGCCCGGGGGGGGGGGCUGCUGCGUGUCGCUGCCUUGUGCAAGGGGCCUCCUGCAGACCUCCCUUCGGGUCCCAGGUCACUCUCUGGCCUGGCCUGCCCUGCAUGGAAAAGGACAACUGCCCUGUUGUAGCUCAAAUAAAAUGCAUUGCCCGGA